AAGAAGAAGGGGCAGGCAGCUGGUGACAGCCGAAGUGAACCGCUCCCCCAGCCGUCAGUAACCUGGAUCAAACGGAGACGUUACCGGGACAGCCCGAUGGGAGCCCCGGAGUACCGUUAGUCAACGUUCGCUGGUCCCGGGAGGCGUUUUUUUCGAACUUGGAGCUGUGUUGGUUGGCAACAGUCCCACUAAUGCUGUCGUUGGUGCUGAUGGCAAACUGAGUUAACACUGUUGCUUCGAGUUUUAGCAUAGGUAACGUUAGCUGCACCGUCAGGCAUCUAGCAAGCACAAGCUCCACUAACCUCACUGUUUACGGUCCCGUCGAGGAGCCCGUUUCUGUAGCCCGUCAGGCUAUCGACAAAACGUCAGGUGGUCGGACGCUCACUAAAGAUGGGUGACAUAAACCCAUCGACAUCCCAUGCCUUUCAGUCGGAGGGUUUUAGUCCGCCAUACAGGAGGAGGAGGACAGUCGAGGAUUUUAACAAGUUUUGCACUUUUGUCUUGGCCUACGCCGGUUACAUCCCAUAUCCCCAGGAGGACUCUCCUCUGCGCAGUAGCUCCAGCCCCCCCAACAGUACAGGCAGCACUGCUGACAGUGAUGGCUGGACCCCAGGACCCCCACCUUCAUGCCCUCCACGCCCUCCCAAGGUCCCCCAGGACAGGAGCAGGAAACGUCCUCAGCCAGGACCCACGCUGUCCCCUCACACCACGAAAGAUCACACAAUCACCACUCUGCAUCCUGACGACCGCAGGAAAGCAGACAAGCUGAAGAAAAAAAAGAGGAGAAAGGAGAGGGAGCAUCAGUCUGGCGAGGAAAGUGGGGAUCAGCAGCCCCACUCGGCGGUUCCAGACAUGGAGUGCCCCCUCUCCUUUGGUGGCCGAACAAUCAAAGAAGAGCCUGAAGAUGAUAUCAGCAUUCCCCUCCACCCCCAGUGCCUGCCGAGCCCAUCUCCCUGCAAGGAGGAGCCCAAGGAGGAGCGUCGAUACUGGGAUGGUCGAGACCUUGAGGAAGGGGUGGUAAAGGUACAGAAGGUGGAGGGCUUUUCAGGAAGCAGAACGGUGUUCCGUCAGGGGAAGCAGGUGGUGUUCAGAGACGAAGAUGGUUCAGGAGAGGAUGAGGACAUAAUGGUAGACUCAGAUGACGACUCGUGGGACCUGGUGACGUGUUUCUGCAUGAAGCCUUUUGCGGGCCGGGCCAUGAUCGAAUGUAACAAGUGCAACACCUGGAUCCACCUGUCAUGCGCCAAGAUCCGCAAGAGUCACGUGCCAGAGACAUAUGUGUGCCAGAGCUGCCGAGAGACACACGGACCCCCAGAUGCCCGCCGCUCCCACCGCUCACGUGUAGGCCCACGUAAACAUCUGCUAGACUGACCCCAGACCAAACCCUGAACUCUGGCCCCUACUGCUCCUGCUUACCCUCCACCUGCUGGACUGCCCCUUCCUCAAAUUCAGGUCUAGCACCCUCCGAACUCUGUCCUUCAUGGUCAGCCAUGAACCCACAUUUUCUAUAAACACUUUGGUGGACCUAUCCCAAGCCCUUAUCCCAUUUGAAAACAGUUUGAGUGCUAUUUUAGAUUUACUAAGGUUUGUUCCUGCUUCCUACAGACUCUGCGUAAGGCAAUCACUGAAUGGAUGUCUGUCUGUAGAUGACAUUAGCAUAGCAGCAAACCUCUACUGUUGGGACUUGGUGUCUCGUGAACACUGGAAACAUUUGAACUGCCAUAUAGAAAGUAUAUCCUACACAACUGCCACCCACUAUGGUGCAUGCUGGGAUUUGUGGGAAAGAUGGUUUGCACUUUCUCUCACUUUUUUUUUAAACCCGUCUGACUUUCUGUCAUAGAGACAGGCGUGUCUUUCUGAUUAAACUGGAUUUGAUUUCUUUCUGAUGCCUCUAUUAAUGUUACAUAAUUAACCAUUUAAAAAGAGAAAGCAAGUUAAGCCUCGUGUUAAUUGCUUCAGAUGGUGCUAUUGUAUUAAGCUGAGGUAUAAUCCAAUAGAACAAAGAUGUAGGGUAAGAGGCUAGAGUCUGCAUCUGCUUCAUCCGUUUGUUGUUCUGUUUUGUUAUCUAAGACAUUGUGAAAGAAUAUCAUUGAGGCUGUAAGCCCAUACAGCUCAACCAAGCGCUUGUUCUCCUCCCCUCUACUUCACAAGUUGUCUUCCAGCCUCAGCCAUUCCUCUGAAUCAAGAUAUUACUCAGCCAUACACAGAGCUUUCACACUCUCUUUCUCAUACCAGUAUUUUUAUUUAAACAGCUUUCCCCUCCCCUAAUAAAUACAAUAUUAUUUAACAGUUUAAAAAGUCACAUAACUGACAAGAAUCUGAUAACAGUUUUCAGUAAAGACGUAUUCUGUUGCCUCUGGUCAGUAUGAUUUUGCUGCAUUUCAUUGCCAGGUUGGGGAAUAUAGUAUUGUUCAAGAAUACUUAUUUUUCAAACCAUUUUUUACAUUUCCCUUAGUUACCUGUUUCAUGCUCAAGACAAAGUUUUCAGAGACAAAUAUAUUUAUAUAAGGGAAGUCGUAUGGCCGUCCUGUUGAAAUGUUAUCAGAAAACAAAGCUAUCUUAACUGGAGUAGUGUUGGUGCAGAGGUUCUCUCAAGGAGUCCAGUUGAAAUUAUGCAUGUGAGUGUGUUUGAGUAAGGGUGUCGGCGAUGCAUGUGCUGCUAAGAGUUGUCUCAACUAAGCCCCAUGGUUUUAGGUCUUUUGUGAGAUGGAGAAAUAGCAUGGGCAAGGUCGGUUUAUUUUGUCUCUGAAGAGUCAGAUGAGAAGAACAGAUCUCAGUCCCUCAUCACCUCUUGCUAACGUUUCCACAGCAGUAUUCAUUUCCGCGAUGCAAGUUAAUGGAAAAUGUUUUAUUUUUUCGUACAUUUUUCCUCUAAAUCUUGCUCCAAUUUGGAUUAAAGAUUUUUAAGGUUUGUUAUUCAUGUGCCAUCUGCUGUUGGACCUGUCGGUGUAGGCUACGUGUUGUUUCUGAUUAUAUAAAAGCCAUACUGUAGAGUGACAGAUUUUAGACUCAGAACCUCAGAUUUUGUUCCAGGAUGGGGUUUUACAAUGCAGAAUCAAAGACUUCACCAGGGAACGACUAACACACACAAUGAAUGUUUGGUUUGUAAAGAACACAAGACUUUCCAAGAGUUUAAAGUAGUUAAGCUCAUCUGUGCACUCUCGUCUUCUGGUAUCUACAAAUGUUGGUUAACUGGUUUCUUACCCAGCAAUCGCCCAGAUUGUGAUGCUCUUAAGGUGUUUCAAGACCUAAAGUCAUUUGCUGUUUCUCAGGACAUGUAUGUCUUGAAGAGAAUCUGACGACAUCUUCAGGCACAAAUUCUUACUUUUAGUCUGCGUCUGAGCGACGUUAGUGUAAUUAAUGUUGACAGUGCUCAUUGUGAUACAGCUUGUUUAUCCUGAUCCUGGGUUGUCCUAUCCCCGUACUGAGAAAGCGUUGUCUGUACUGUGGUGCAAACUGUUUCUGUGAAACUACUGUAAACUAUUGUAAAUAAAGAGUUACCAUUUUAA
Messenger RNA from Amphiprion ocellaris (clown anemonefish), 3509 nucleotides. RefSeq names its product PHD finger protein 13 (gene phf13). The coding region runs from base 391 to 1371 and encodes 326 amino acids. Lineage: Eukaryota; Metazoa; Chordata; Actinopteri; Pomacentridae. Gene Ontology annotation, molecular function: chromatin binding. The record is from RefSeq and is a predicted model, not a curated record. Gene Ontology annotation, biological process: mitotic chromosome condensation. The transcript has 5 exons.